This is a messenger RNA of Oryzias melastigma (Indian medaka), 1007 nucleotides long. It is a transcript of the gene rbm42, whose product is annotated as RNA binding motif protein 42. The record is from RefSeq and is a predicted model, not a curated record. NCBI's taxonomy places the organism in Eukaryota, Metazoa, Chordata, Actinopteri, Beloniformes, Adrianichthyidae.
GGCGAUAAGUGAAGCUAAGCCGUCCGAGGCUCCUCCCACCAACACGACAGCAGAUUUCUUCUUCUCUGGCGGAAGUAACGGAAGUACUCCACCUGACGGUGAACGAUCGCCCCCUACCGACACUGACCGCCCCUGCCCCCCAAAAAUCCUGUGCACGCCCCUGCUGGAGAGAGGAUGACUGGGGUGUAUUCAUAGACUGUAUAAGAUAUAUACAGUCUAUGGGUGUAUUGUGGACGGAGGGGGUGAAACGCACACUCCAGACCAGGUGGUGGCGCUGUUGUGUCAUUGCCGUGUUAGCCAACCACAAAAAAACAAAACAAGAAGACGAAGAAGCGAAGAGCAGGCCUGGAGUUUUAGGUGAUCGGAUUUGUCUUAGCAGCAGCGGAGGAGCUCAAGCUUGUGGCUCUCGGGAGAGGAGGUCGCGCGCGGACGGCUAACCGAGCUAGCUUACAGAUUCCUCCCGGUUGGCGGUGAAGUACCCGCACACGCACGCCUGCUGUGGGAUCGCGGCUCUACUGAAUGCCAACAUGGCGGCCAAAUCUGGUGAUGAACGCCUGAAGGAAAUGGAGGCUGAGAUGGCUCUUUUUGAGCAGGAGGUGCUUGGUGGUCCAGUGCUGUCAGGAAGCCCUCACGUCAUGGAUCAAGUCCCGGUGGCUUUGGCCGUCUCGGCUGUUCCAAUGGUGCGGCCGAUCAUCGGCACCAACACCUACAGACAGGUCCAGCAGACGCUGGAGGCCCGAGCAAACUUCGUAGGUCCUCCUCCACCCCCCUUCAUGGGACCAGGCCCCCCGUCUCGUCCUCCUCCCCCCAUUUUGAGACCGGCAUUCGUCCCACACAUCCUGCAGCGUCCUGGUGGUCAAAGGCUGCCAAUGAUGCGUGGACCUCCAGUCGCGCCCCCUCUGCCCCGGCCUCCUCCUCCGCCUCCUAUGAUGAUCCCUCCUCCUCUUCAGGGUCCUAUCCCUCAGGGACCUUCUCAGCCUCUUCAGCACAUGGCUGCAGCUCCUCAG